Messenger RNA from Alternaria ethzedia, 1854 nucleotides. RefSeq lists its product as uncharacterized. NCBI's taxonomy places the organism in Eukaryota, Fungi, Ascomycota, Dothideomycetes, Pleosporales, Pleosporaceae. Gene Ontology annotation, molecular function: DNA-binding transcription factor activity, RNA polymerase II-specific; RNA polymerase II cis-regulatory region sequence-specific DNA binding. The coding region runs from base 1 to 1854 and encodes 617 amino acids. The record is from RefSeq and is a predicted model, not a curated record. The transcript has a single exon. Gene Ontology annotation, biological process: regulation of DNA-templated transcription.
AUGGCUGCCUCGACGCGAGCAAUCACGCCGACGCCUACCGGCCCAUUCACCACCCACAAUGGGCCUAAUACCCCAGGUUCUGCCGCGCGCAAUGCCAACGGCGGAGCGACCUUUGGCACCCAUCUCACAAAGUCCCCCGGCGGCUUGUCGCCUCGACUCUCGCCUCAGCCGCUCACUGGAGCCGCCGCCAUCGCUGAUGAGCGCCGCUUCCGCGAACAGUCCGCGAGGCAGACGAGCCCUAAUCCCGCUGUCGCCGCGCUGCAAAGUCUGAACGGCACUGUCCAGUCCAUGAGCCACCCUUCAGACGCUCCGCAGCAGUCGGCGCCGAUAAGCAACAAGGCUGACAAGACGACGAAGCCGCUCAUCAUUCCCGACCAGAUCAACGUCACGGGCGACAGCAUGCAAACGAGCCCCGUCAGCCUCUCGAGUUUUGGCGAUGGUGACGCGCCGAACGCGCCGGGUGCUUCUACUGCGGAAGGUGCUGCCACCGGCAAUCCAGGCCGGGAAGGCGCGCACCAGCAGCAACCACAGCAGCACCACCAGCUCAUCGCACCGAAUCCCGGAGACAACCCAGGCAAUCGCGCCUUUACGUUUCCUGGGCCUUUGCCCCCGGAGCCGGAUCCACGUGCCCCGGCUCGCCAGAUGAGCCUGCCUGGAUACGGCCAGAAUACGCCCAAAUCGCCCUCCACCAAGCGCCACAAGUGCCCAUACUGCUCUACCGAUUUCACUCGCCACCAUAACCUCAAGAGCCACCUACUAACCCACAGUCAAGAAAAGCCUUAUGAAUGUCCCACGUGCCAGGCGCGUUUCCGUCGUUUGCAUGAUCUGAAACGUCAUACGAAACUCCACACUGGCGAGCGUCCGCACACGUGCUACAAAUGUGGCCGCAGGUUCGCACGUGGCGAUGCGCUUGCGCGACACAAUAAGGGUCAGGGUGGCUGUGCGGGCCGCCGCUCUAGCUUCGGCAUGGAUGACGAUCUCGGAGACAAAGGCGACGAGGGUAUGGACGGUGUCAUCUACACUGGUGAGCCUGAUGGUGAGGGCGACGAAGACGAAGACGGUAGUCGGCGAGUCAGUGAGCCGGCACGCAAGCGACAAAACACUGGGAAUUCUACCCAAGGUUCGUAUUCUCACCAUUCCAGCACAUAUCCGCCUAUUGCUGCGAAUCGAAGCUCGAGCAGCCAGAACAACUUGCGCCCUUAUUACCCAGGGUCCUCUGCGCAGCCGACUAACGUCUCGCCCAAAGCAGCUCCCACUAGCAUCUCGUCGAUUCAGAACGCAAAUACGCAGUCCAAUGUCUUCGCCCAAGGUGGCAUGACGGAGAGUCCCAGGCCGUUGUCGCCAGGCCAGCAGGAACAGCAUCGCCUGGGGGCGCCAGAAAAUGGUCUCCCGGGCUCGCGAUCCCCCAGUCUGUCGCAUCACUUGCAUCAGCAGUCAAACUACACUCGCGGGCGGGGGACACCUCCUGUUGGCUUAGCUCCACCCAGCACAAGCAGCGGGCCUCACCUGCCAUCUCUCCCUGGGCUCAGUCCUAUGCCCCCUAAGCAGGGUUCUCAAGGCGGCAAAAGCAAUGGCCCCAGUAUGCUGCAACACCAGACCAUGGCCGCUCCUGGUAGCAGCUCGCAGCCGGGCAGCAUGUCAAGCCACGGUGGAAGUGGCGGUAGCAUGCGCGAAGUCAUGGGCAGCCAGGUCGAUGUGUGGCAGUACGUUCGCGAUAUAGAGUCUCGCAUGGCGAGAAUGGAAAAGGAACACAACGACAAGAUCGCCACGCUGCAGAACGAGAUCACCACGCUCCGGGCCCAGUUGGCUCAGCAGCAUGUCAACAACACGCAAGCCCACCAACAGGCUCAAUAG